CGGAUAGCUUGAGCUCCAUCGUCCAUUGUUCAAGGUUACCUUCAUCGUGGCGACACAUCACAAGCCUCGAAUUGCAUCUACGCUAAACUCUUUCUGAUGAGCAGCCGCUACAGCGAUGAGAAGCCCACCAUGGCCGACGAGAAUACACCGCUCAUCCAAGUAGUCCAGAUCCGCCCCGCGGUGCCUCGAUAUCCCCACCACUCCAUCCGCCGAGCAUGCACUUUAGUCCUGGCGAUUGUGCCUCUGUUUGUCGUUGCCGCUUUCCUCCUCUGCCUGGCUCUACCUAGUCCUCUUGACGGUGACGAUGGCUCAGAAUGGGCAACCUAUCUCCCGUGGGCUGGAGCUGGCAUCAGCAAGGCCUGGCCUCAGACCGACGGACUCACAUACGAAGGUCUCCAGGACAUAUUGAUCUCGACUCCGAAUGCGACAAAGGCUAGGGAAUGGAGUAAAUACUACACUGCUGGACCGCAUCUUGCUGGCAAGAAUCUAUCGCAGGCGAUUUGGACAAAAGAGAAAUGGCAGGAAUUCGGCGUCUCCAACAGCUUGAUCGUAGAUUAUGACAUCUACGUGAACUACCCUAAAGGCCACCGAUUGGCGCUUCUGGAAAAAGACAAGAAGUCAAAGAGUGAAGAGACCGCAGAUGCUGGUUCCAAGGUGUCAUGGAGCGUAAAAUACGAGGCGGGCUUGGAAGAGAAUGUCUUGGAGGAGGACAGCACCAGCGGACUAUCGAACCGCAUUCCAACUUUCCACGGAUAUUCCGCCUCUGGCAACGUCACUGCUCCAUACGUGUUUGUGAACUACGGGAGCUACAAAGACUACGAGGAACUGCUAGCAGCAAACGUGAGUCUUGCCGGAAAGAUCGCUCUCAUCAAAUAUGGUGGCAUAUUCAGAGGACUGAAGAUCAAACGCGCACAAGAGCUUGGUAUGGUUGGCGCUGUUAUCUACUCCGAUCCAGGCGACGAUGGCGAAGUAACGAAACACAAUGGGAAUUCAACAUAUCCGAAGGGACCUGCGAGAGAGCCGAGUAGUGUGCAACGAGGCAGCGUGGAGUUCUUGAGCAUAGCUCCCGGUGAUCCUACCACUCCAGGCUAUCCAUCGAAGCCAGGCGCCCCACGAAAGCCCGUCGAUACCAUACUACCUAAGAUCCCUUCGAUUCCGAUAUCUUAUGUAGACGCACUGCCACUCCUCAAGGGCUUGAACGGACAUGGACCGAAAGCAUCGUCGUUCAAUAAAUAUUGGCAAGGUGGAGGUCUAGACUACAAGGGCGUUGAUUACAACAUUGGGCCCUCGCCAGACAAUUUGGUCCUGAACCUGGUCAACGAGCAGGAGUACGUUAUAACACCAAUGUGGAACGUCAUUGGCAUCAUCAAUGGCAGUCUUGCUGACGAAGUGGUUGUUCUGGGCAACCACCGAGAUGCAUGGAUUGCUGGCGGGGCCGGCGAUCCGAACAGUGGUUCCGCAGCCUUCAAUGAGGUCAUUCGCGGCUUUGGUGAAGCUCUUAAGGCAGGUUGGAAGCCUCUGCGAACCAUCGUACUUGCAAGCUGGGAUGGAGAGGAAUACGGCUUGAUUGGCUCUACGGAAUGGGUGGAAGAGUACCUCCCCUGGCUAUCAGCUUCAACUGUGGCAUACUUGAACGUUGAUGUUGGUACGACUGGACCACACUUCAGAGCUGCAGCAGCUCCGCUAUUGAACAAGGCACUCAUCGAAGCUGUUGGCCUUGUUUUAUCUCCAAACCAAACUGUUACAAAUCAGACUGUCGGUGACGUCUGGAACGGUCACAUUAGCACGAUGGGAUCUGGAUCCGACUUCACUGCAUUCCAAGACUUCGCAGGAAUCCCGUCCGUUGAUAUGGGCUUCAGCGCCGGGCCGGAUACCGCAGUCUAUCACUAUCACUCGAACUACGACUCCUUCGACUGGAUGGACAAGUACGGUGACCCAGGUUUCCACUACCACGCCACGAUUGCAAAGGUGUGGGCCUUGCUCGCCGCCAAACUUGUUGAGACACCUGUCAUCCAACUCAACGCAACAGAAUAUGCGAAGGGUCUGGCUGGCUACCUGGACACUGUGAAGAGCAAAGCUCUUGCAACCCCGGGAUUCAUCACUGAAGACGACGAAGACUGGACAAAGAAAUCCCUCUUUUACGGCCUCACGAAGUCUAUCAACCGCCUACACAACGUCUCUCUCUCCUUCGACGCCAAGGCUCAAGCAUUGACAGACGAAAUCGCAAAGGACCCCAUUCCUUGGUGGAAAUGGUGGCAGAAAGUGAGACUCUACUAUGCGGUCCGCCGCGUGAACGCCAAGUACAAGUUCCUGGAGAGACAGUUUUUGUACGCGCCUGGCUUGGACGGGCGGAGUUGGUUCAAGCACGUUGUUUUCGCGCCCGGCAUUUGGACUGGCUACGCCGGCGCAACAUUCCCUGGGUUGGUUGAGAGCAUCGAGAAUGAGGACCGGGGCAAUGCUUUUAGGUGGGCUGGCAUCAUUACUGGACUGGUAGAAAAGGCGGCUAGUUCUUUGGAAGACUAGAUCACCCUCUUGGACGAACAGUUGUUGUGUGCAAUCGUUUCGGAACCUUCUUACAUACGAAUCCGUACAUGCCACGUAGAUAUGAAUCAUAUGAACGUUUCAGUUCCCAUAGUACCCAUUUACGUCAGUAACAGUCAAGACCCGCUGCAGUAGUGCUGGUGUUCGGCUCUGGUAUCGUUUGCAUUCGAAGAAAUUCUACGAAACCCUCAAAGCGUCAUUCACUAUAAGAUUCUCGCCUAUCUUGCCCUGUUCCGUAAUGAGUUCCCAACAGCUUAUCUCUAAGAUCUGCGCGUUGCCCUCGAUGUCUUUAGACCACUUUGUAGAAUUCAUUGUGGUCCGCAUAUGCUGGUCCAAGUCGGCGUUGUCGAAUUCGUGGAGUGCCGCAAAGCGCGGCUUGGACCCGUCCACUGUUUUAAAGCGAUUAGAGCGGUGGUAUUGAUGGUGCAUGCUGAGC
Molecule: messenger RNA, 2977 nt
Organism: Mytilinidion resinicola
Lineage: Eukaryota; Fungi; Ascomycota; Dothideomycetes; Mytilinidiales; Mytilinidiaceae
Product: Zn-dependent exopeptidase
Exons: 3
Coding region: 97-2523 (808 amino acids)
Molecular function (GO): carboxypeptidase activity
Source: RefSeq, a predicted model, not a curated record